CGAAUUCCUAUUAGAAGUCUCAAAUUCCGUGGAAUUGCAAUUAAAUGAUUUGAUUCACUAUCAACAAAAUCGCUCAGUGUAAUCAUUUCUUUGUUUUUGCGUAGUAUUUUUAUAUGUUAUAUCCAGUAACAUCAUAAAAUGUAAUAACAUGCGUAUGUAGAAAUAUGGCUGAAAACAACAUACCGGACAAUGAGGUAGAAGAAGAGGAAGAAAAAGAAGCAAGAGUUGAAGAUACUAUCGUAGACGAAGAAUCUGCAGCGAUAGAAGAUCUUAAGGAACAACAAAUUGAAACUGAAAAAAAGAAUAUUGAUGAAGAUGAGCGAGAAGACGAAGCUAAGGAUAAAGAUAGAAAUGAAAUUACAGAAGAUAAUACUAAUGACAAAGACGAAGUUGAGCAAAAUAAAACUGAUGAAGAUAAAAUUGAUGAGAUCGAAGAAGGAAUUAAAAUUGAUGAGAUCAAAGAAGAUAAAGCUGAUGACGAAAUUGAAUACAAUGAUGAAGUGACAAAAUCUGAGGAAUUUGUAAAACCAACAAUAAGCGAACCUAUUAAAACUGAUGAUAUAAUCAUAGAAGUAAAAAUAAUGAAUGAGAGAUUUAUUCUGCUAACAGAUGAAGUCAAACAAUUAAAACAUGAAGUUUUUGAAUUGUCAGAGAAACCUGAAUUAACAGAAGAAGAUAAGCUAGCGUUUCAAGAGAAACAAAACAUUCUCACUUCAAAAGUAGCGGAACUGGAACAAUUAACGCAAGAAAUUCAAAAAGCGCGAGAAGAAGUAGAACGGCUUCGUAAAGUGGAAAAAGAAAUUGAGAUAAAAAAAAGAGACAUAGAACCAUUCAAAAAAAUUUUAGAAGAAGAUUACUUUGAGAUACCGCAAAUACAAUAUCCUGAAGAUAAGUAA
Messenger RNA from Acromyrmex echinatior (Panamanian leafcutter ant), 896 nucleotides. RefSeq lists its product as uncharacterized. The record is from RefSeq and is a predicted model, not a curated record. NCBI's taxonomy places the organism in Eukaryota, Metazoa, Arthropoda, Insecta, Hymenoptera, Formicidae. Gene Ontology annotation, biological process: regulation of cilium assembly. Gene Ontology annotation, cellular component: centrosome.